UCAUGGCUACAUUGGCGAUAGUGUUUUAUUAAUAAAAUUACUGUUCGUCACGUCAAUGCUUUCAUAAUCGUACGCACGAUGAUUCGCAUAAAUUAUAUUUUGCCGAGUCUACAAAUAAGAAGUUGUAGGCGAUUUGUCACAAGUGCUUUUUUCCUGAAAGCGGAGGAGAUUUUAAAGAAGUCCUCGGAAAAGAGUCUCGAAAUCGAAGAAUCGCCGCGAAUGAAGCAGUUCCAUGAGAAACUUAAAUUGCAGCCGAUACCAAAAAUAGGACCACGGGAGCGAUUCGUGAACUUAGUAUUAGUAAAAACUGACCCAAGAACUGGAGAACUGAUAUCAGAUAACGAGGAGGACCCUACUAAAUGGGGAGACUGGCAGCACGGUGGCAGAGUCAGUGAUUUUUGAAACGCCGCCGUGUAUAUAUUUUUUAUAGAGUUUUUCCAUAAGAAUAUCUAAAGAACUGGAAAUUGAAUCCUCACUUUUCGACUUGCAAUGAUUAAGUUUUGCCUUUGUGAUGUUGUGCAAAAAAAAAUAAAAAAAUAAAUCGAAUUUAACUAUUUCCAUCAAUGUUAAGUGAAAUAAAUCAAGAUUGUUUCUCGAUGGGAAAAAAAUAAAAUCUGGUAUAUGAAAGAAAGCUCUUGUAUUACAGAACGAAAAAAUUGUAUAUCAACGAGGUAAUAAAUUACAUUAUAAAAGAA
Molecule: messenger RNA, 695 nt
Organism: Wasmannia auropunctata (little fire ant)
Lineage: Eukaryota; Metazoa; Arthropoda; Insecta; Hymenoptera; Formicidae
Exons: 3
Coding region: 79-402 (107 amino acids)
Source: RefSeq, a predicted model, not a curated record